Messenger RNA from Funneliformis geosporum, 1242 nucleotides. The record is from the annotation of a GenBank genome assembly. Lineage: Eukaryota; Fungi; Glomeromycota; Glomeromycetes; Glomerales; Glomeraceae.
GAUACUCGACCCGAUCGCGCGUUAGCAAGGAAUUGGGACUCUGACCGUUCGUGUAAUCAACUUCAUAUUCACCAGCCAACAUUCACAGACGGCGAAAAUAAUAAUGUGAAUAUAAGUGGACUUGUCAAAGGCGGAACAUUCAACGCAGGAUCAAACAGCAUGUACGAAACAAAGUGUCCUUCAAAAGAACAAGAAACAUAUCAUCAUAAUUAUAUUGAAGAUCCCGAAUAUUUCGAUAAGUUAAUAGAUAGUGUGGAUUUAACCUACAUCGGAGGAGAGGAUGAUCUUGCGUCACCACGCCCAAAGUCCGAAAUUCCAGUAGUUAAUAGUUGGGACUCCUUCGAAAAUGAUGGCAUUGACGUUGUAAAAAUUUUUGGUUCUCUGCGCAAUUCCUUGCCAAGAAAGAAUCCCGAGGUUCAUCCGCCAUAUUGGGGGAUUCUUGAUCUGACUGGACAGCACAAACCGACGAAGAAUAAGCUGAUCAAAAUAUGGGGUGAGUUAUUAAACGAUUUCCGAUUAGACGUAGCAUGGAAGAUGAUAGAGCUCAACCGAUCUGAAAUAGAACUUUUUGAUAACAUAGAGGAGUUAAAAAUUCAACAAACGUUUCCUAUAUUGAGUGCUCAUCUCGUAAUAUUGAAAUCGUACCUUGAACACUUUAAAUUACCCAUAAAUGAAGGAGAGCUCAUGAUUCGAUUUGUAGCCCCCGCUUUUGAUCCAUUUCAAGACAAAUUCCGAAAAUACUGGAAAUUACAAAAAGCGUCCGAACUACAAUUGAUUGCGAGCCGGGAAAGGCGUAUGGAAGACCAAGACCCCAACAAUGAACGUGCCCGUGUCGGGCAAAAAACCGACAUUAUUAUCGAAUUACCGACCGGUCCUGCUUUGGAAGGGUUCAUAUGUGAGGUUUCAGGAGGACUUCCGGCUGGGUGUCCGAAGAAAAUCUGGACCGACAAGUUAAAGUUGAUGGUCGGCAUGAGGGAUAUGAUUAACAGAAGUAAAUUUAGAGAACUUGCUAAGACGCGUUUUAUGUCACAGGUUUCAUUACCUGCUUCAGCGAAUGAGUUACCUGCGUAUGAGGCAGUUCAUACCAUGUUACGUACUCUAGAGCAUCGACUGAGCAAGCUAACAGACUACUGUACGGAACUUAAAGUCGAACAUGCAAGGUUGAGACGAAAACGUGAUUACAUGUAUCAAGAUCAUCUAGCAUUUUCGAACAACUUUCCAAAUUCAUCCCCCCAAAAAUAG